AAGGACUCAUUUAUAAAAGAAUCUGAGAUUAAUUAUCUUAGGGUCAAAUUAUCUGUCUUAAAUUCUAAUUUAGCUUCGAAAAAUAGUGAAUUAAAAUAUAUGAAGAAUAUGUUAACUUUAAAAAAAGGUGAAUUAGAACUAAUAAAAAAUAAUUUGGCUGAAAAAAAUUCAAAGAUACACUUCUUAGAAACUAGACUCAAAGAGCUAUUGCCCUAUAGUAGAUUAUCAUCAGAACAAGUUAAGAUUAGAAGUAAGACAGAUAAAAAAAAUGAUGAUAAUAUAUCAGUUAUGCAGUCUUUACCAAAGGAUCUGAACUCUUUAUUUUUUACAAAAUAUUUUAUAUAUAAGCCUAAGACAGAGAAUAGUCAAGUAGAUAGAGAUAUCCAAGAAUCUUUGACUCAACAAACUUUAAUCAGUUUAAAUGAUAAUAUGUCUAAAGAAUCAGAAAUCUCUAAUGAGAAGCAGAUAAAUAAUGAACAGAUUAAAGCAUUACCUGUUGUAACAUUAGGUACUGGCAAAGCUUUGGUUAAUUAUAAGUAUCAGAUUUCCCCUAUUGUUAAGCUUGUUUAUAUAGAAAACAGAGUUAUAGAUUUCCAAUCCACUAUGCAAAAAAAUUCAAAAAUACCUUCUAUGAAACUAUUCCUUAUGGAUAUGGAUGAAGCUAAUAAACAUGUUGCAUCUCAUUGUCAAUCUCAUCCAGCUAUACUUUUUAAUUCUGGUAGUUCAUAUAAAGAUGUUUCUAAAAUUAGCCAUAGAUAUACAGAUGACAUAAAAAAUGCAUCAAUGGUUAUUAACAGCUACUUAUGCAAAGAUGAAUUUAUUGUAUUUGAUCUAGAUAGGCCUGAGGAUGAUCUACUUGCAAUUCAACUAAGGUUUGUUACUCCACUAGAUUCGCAAAAAGAGAUAGAGUUACAGCAAAAUUGCAAGAUAAAAAAUAUAUUACCUGCUGAACCCACUUCAUAA
Messenger RNA from Cetraspora pellucida, 963 nucleotides. The record is from the annotation of a GenBank genome assembly. Lineage: Eukaryota; Fungi; Glomeromycota; Glomeromycetes; Diversisporales; Gigasporaceae.